Messenger RNA from Solanum stenotomum, 480 nucleotides. Its product is annotated as mitochondrial pyruvate carrier 1-like. The transcript has 6 exons. Gene Ontology annotation, cellular component: mitochondrial inner membrane. NCBI's taxonomy places the organism in Eukaryota, Viridiplantae, Streptophyta, Magnoliopsida, Solanales, Solanaceae. Gene Ontology annotation, biological process: pyruvate import into mitochondria. The coding region runs from base 153 to 473 and encodes 106 amino acids. The record is from RefSeq and is a predicted model, not a curated record.
UCCUACUAUAUAUUCACUGAUACUAAUUAAUCAACCAUCGUUUCAAGUGCUAUUCCUUGUACGUCUCUCAUGCAUAUUGACACAAUUUGGAUCCAACAACUAUUAGGUUUGGAGCAUCUUGAUUAAUUCACCAGAAAGCAUAGAUAUAUGUGAUGGAAUCCGUCCGAGCGUACUUGAAUAGUCCAAUGGGUCCUAAAACAACUCACUUUUGGGGUCCUAUGGCCAAUUGGGGAUUUGUCAUCUCUGGAAUGAUGGAUACAAAAAAGCCCCCAGACGCGAUAUCUGGCAACAUGACUGCAGUGUUGUGUAUAUAUUCGAUGUUGUGUAUGAGAUUUGCAUGGAUGGUGAGGCCUAGAAAUCAUAUGUUGCUAGCUUGCCAUGCUGCUAAUGAAUCUGUCCAACUCUACCAACUUUCUCGUUGGCUACGCUAUAGGAACCUCCAACCAAAGGAAGAGGCAGCGGCUUCUGAUUAGUGCGGAA